CGAAGCAGCUGGUUGACUGGUUGAUGGUGGAGCUUCCUCUCGCGACCCUGUCCUUCAUGACACCUUUGUGCAUCUCCGCUCUCUUCACUGCGGCCCUGCGACACUUAGUGAGCUAUUGAGGGUGUAUAUGACUUUUUGGAGGCAUGGCAUGGUCUGGGAACUCCACGCCUUCCAACAGCGCCUUCUCACGCCUGCGCAAUGUCCGUGACCCAGACCUCAGUUCCUCAGAAGAAUGUCUAGUCUAUACCCCAGCCCCUGGCGGAGGAAAUAAUGGCGGAGGAACGGCACACGGCUUCGUUCCCCAUUCUGUGACCACAUCUCCUGGGAGGCCAUCGAACCACCAAGCAAAUAUUGCUCACUCAUCUCCCUCACCCCUUCCUUCAGGAAGUAGUACAGAGAGUAGUGCUUCUGCUCCACCACCAUCCCCAGCAUCGCCACCUUCGCACCCGAGCCAUGUUAGCGUGAACAGCACAGCCGGAUCACUGAGGAGGGCUGGCAUCCCCCAAUCCCCUGUAGUCCCACACCCAGUUAUCGGCCCCCCCAAUAACCCUGCAAUCCUCCCACCCUACCUCCCCUCACAGCCCCCUGCCUCCCCCUCAGGCUUACCCCCUGCCGGCCCUCCUGUUGCCCCUCCUGGUGCCGCCAGUCCUCCCUCUCCUCCUCCUCCCCCCCCUCCGCCGCUGCCUCAGCCAGCUUCAGCACCUCUGCCAUCACAGGUACCAUCCUCAUGCACCACACCACCACCACCUGCUUCAGCCAAUACCACAGGCACCACAACUACCAGCAGCGAUCCAGCCCAAGUGUCCAAUGCGCCCUCGGGUGGUUGCAAUAACCCCCCUGCUACCACCAGUACCAAUACAUCCUCUACUACUACCACUAGCACAGCUACUCCUGGCACCAAUAAUGGAGGACCCAUGUAUAACUGGCAAGCCACCAUGACUACUGUUAAGGAAAGAUUUGCAUUUUUGUUCAACAAUGAAAUAUUGAGUGAUGUUCAUUUCCUGGUCGGCAAGGGAGACUCAAGGCAACGUAUUCCAGCCCAUAAAUUUGUGCUGGCAGUGGGCAGUGCUGUUUUUGAUGCCAUGUUCAAUGGGCAGUUAAGUACCCAUCAGGAUGAGAUUGAACUGCCAGACGUAGAGCCACAGGCCUUCUUGGCGCUCUUGAGAUUCUUGUACAGUGAUGAGGUGCAGAUUGGACCAGAGACGGUGAUGACUGUAUUGUACACGGCAAAGAAGUAUGCAGUUCCAGCUCUUGAACAAGCCUGUGUAGAUUUUCUCAAGCGUAACCUCUCCUCAGAUAAUGCAUUUAUGCUUCUAACUCAGGCUCGACUCUUUGAUGAGCCACAACUGGCUGCCUUGUGCUUGGAGACAAUUGACAAAAACACUGAAGAUUCACUAGCAGCCGAAGGGUUCACAGAUAUUGACCAUAACACCCUGUGUCUGGUGCUAGAAAGAGAUACCUUGAGGAUUCGAGAGGCCAAGCUAUUUCAAGCAACUGUCAGGUGGUCAGAGGCAGAGUGUGAGCGUGAGGGUUUAUCUGUAACUAGUGCUAAUCAGAGACAAGAGUUAGGCAGAGCUCUGUCUCUCAUUCGUUUUCCUCUCAUGACUGUGGAAGAGUUUGCUCAGGGACCAGCACAGUCAGGCAUUCUUACGGACCGUGAGGUUGUCCAGCUCUUUCUCCACUUCACGGUCAACCCAAAACCCCCGGUCAACUUCCUAGAUGUUCCAAGAUGCUGCAUGACCGGCAAGGAGCAGACAGUGUGUCGUUUCCAGCAGAUUGAGUCCAGAUGGGGGUAUUCUGGAACAAGUGAUAGAAUUAGGUUCAUAGUUGACCGUCGCAUAUUUGUAGUUGGUUUUGGAAUGUAUGGGUCCAUCCAUGGGCCGUCAGAGUACGAGGUGACCAUUCAGAUCAUCCAUACAGCAACAGGAAAGGUGUGUGCAAGCAACGACACAAACUUUACAUCUGAUGGUUCUGUGAAUACAUUUCGUGUCAUGUUUAAGGAGCCCGUUGAGGUGCUGCCCAACACUAACUACACUGCUUAUGCUACACUGAAGGGUCCAGAUUCUCACUACGGAACCAAAGGAAUGCGUAAGGUGGCGGUGGAAUGUCCAUCAGGUGACAGAGCAACCUUCCAGUUCACAUAUGCAGCUGGAAAUAACAAUGGUACAUCCGUUGAAGAUGGACAGAUCCCAGAAAUCAUCUUUUAUACUUAGAUAUGAUAAAAGAAUGGAGAACCAAAAUAGAAUAAUGGUUGUGUAAUAUUGUUAAUACGUAUCCCAAUCCCUGCAGAUGAUUCAUUUGCAAAUUUAUUUAGUUAGUAAUUUUUUUCCUCUUCUCUUCUCUCUCAAUUUUUCUUUCUUUCUUUUUCUGUUUUUCCUUUGUUUCCUUUUUUUCCUCUCUUUCUUUCUUUCUUUCUUUCUUUCUUUCUUUCUCUCUCUCUUUUUUUUUCUCUCUCUUUUUUUCUCUCUCUUUCCCUGUUAGAUACCUGCACUGUAUUAGGUUAGGGAGAUAGGGGUUCAUAAAAACAAUGGUUAUGUUUAUGCCUUUGGUUAUAAUUUAGAUAACUUUGGCAGGGGAAAAAGUCGUAAAGGUGAGAGGUCUUGGACAUGAGUCAAGUUGAUAUUACUCAAUGCUAAUGAUACCAAAUGAUGCUUUGCAAUGAACUGGGAAAGCAGUAUAACUACACAAACUUAUUAUAUGUAGAAAAUGAGUCAUAUAACAGCUACUGUAACUAAGCCUCAUAACAAUGCCUCUGUAAACUGAUUUUAGCAUACUAGAAACCUACUUUAGUAAAAUGAGAAAAGAAAAGAAAAGAAAAAGGUUUUCCCCACUUUCUUAUUGGUUAGGUUUGAGAUUUUUGGAGGAUUAAAAUGAAGGUAGGUUAGGGGUGUUAAGUAGAGGGAACAUAGUGGUGUUACUGGGGCAUAGAACCAAAAAUGUAUAUAUUAGUAAAAGAUGCUUGGAAUCUCAAAAGUGUCUUGAGGAUGAAAGUUGAAUAAUUAAAAGAGGAAGAGGUUUUUUAUGGUGGUGAUAAUACGCCAAUAUUUCUGUUACGGUAAAUUUACAAAAAAAAAGUAAUUGUAAUAAACCAUGACACUUUGCUCAAUUUGAAUAAUUUUUAUUUAUAUAGCUUGCCAUAACAAACAAGAAAGUGUUUAUUUGUCAGUAAAAAUAAAAAAUGUAUGGAAAUAUAGAGAAUGUGGCAUUUAAAUAUGUCUGAGAUUAUAGUUUGGUAAAACCACCAAAAUUAUUUUAACAUAGCAGUAAAUGAGAGGGCUCAGAGUACAGACAAUUCAAAUGUAGUCAAAUAAGAAUAUCAA
Penaeus indicus is the source of this 3320-nucleotide messenger RNA. Its product is annotated as BTB/POZ domain-containing protein 1-like. Bases 144 to 2213 code for a protein of 689 amino acids. The transcript has 12 exons. Gene Ontology annotation, molecular function: protein binding. Lineage: Eukaryota; Metazoa; Arthropoda; Malacostraca; Decapoda; Penaeidae. The record is from RefSeq and is a predicted model, not a curated record. Gene Ontology annotation, biological process: neurogenesis. Gene Ontology annotation, cellular component: P-body; cytosol.